Emiliania huxleyi CCMP1516 is the source of this 210-nucleotide messenger RNA. RefSeq lists its product as hypothetical. The record is from RefSeq and is a predicted model, not a curated record. The transcript has 3 exons. NCBI's taxonomy places the organism in Eukaryota, Haptophyta, Isochrysidales, Noelaerhabdaceae. Bases 1 to 210 code for a protein of 69 amino acids.
AUGCUCGAGCACCCAGACUUCUUUUGGGAGGUCGAGCGGCGGGUGGACGUGCUGAAUAAGCGGCUCGACCUCAUCAAGGAGCUCUUCGACAUGCUCGCCAACGAGCUGCACACGUCCCACUCCAACAUGCUGGAGUGGUUCGUCAUCGUCCUCAUCGUCGCCGAGAUCUUCUUCCAGGUACUCGAGCUCGUUCAGCUCGAGCGGAAUUGA